GUGAACUGUGGGCUUCACAACGCAGGCUGCUGUUCAGACCACAACUUCUCUGGGACCUGCGGUCUAGAAGAUGGGAAAAAGGAUGAGCAUGCUGGAAGACCCAGCCCAGCCAGACCUUGAAAGCUGCAGAGGCACCAUGAGUACCGAGGAAGAUGCCAAGUGGCUUCAGUGGGUGACACACCAGUUUGAGACCAUUGCGGGAAAAGACAGGGAGAUCAACCUGCAACAAUUCAAAACAGCCCUGAAUGUGAAAGAGUCCUUCUUUGCAGAGAGAUUCUUCACCCUGUUUGACUCCGACGGAAGUGGCACCAUCACCCUCCAGGAGCUGCUGGAGGCGCUGACCCUGCUCAUCCACGGCAACCCCAUGGACAAACUCAAAUUCCUCUUCCAGGUGUACGAUGUUGAUGGCAGCGGCUCCAUCGACGCGGACGAGCUGCGCACCGUGCUGCGGUCGUGCAUGCGCGAGAGCGCCAUCUCGCUGCCCGACGAGAAGCUGGACCAGCUGACGCUGGCGCUCUUCGAGUCGGCCGACAAGGACUGCAACGGCGCCAUCACCUUCGACGAGCUGCGGGACGAGCUGCAGCGCUUCCCCGGGGUCAUGGAGAACCUGACCAUCAGCGCUGCCCACUGGCUGACGCCCCCCGCCGCCCCGCGCCGCCCGCGCCGUCCGCGCGCUCUGACCUGGGCCUACUGGCACAACCACCGCAGCCACCUGCUCUGCCUGGCGGCCUUCGCGGGCCUCCACCUGCUGCUCUUCGCGCUGGCGGCCAGCGAGCACCGGGCCCGGGGCGCCAGCGUCAUGGUGGCCAAGGGCUGCGGCCAGUGCCUCAACCUCGACGGUAGCUUCAUCGCGGUGCUGAUGCUCAGGCGCUGCCUGACGUGGCUGCGGGCCACGUGGCUGGCUCAGGUCCUGCCACUGGACCAGAACAUCCAGUUCCACCAGUUCAUGGGCUAUGUGGUGAUUGUGCUCUCCCUCGUACACACCGUGGCCCACAUAGUGAACUUCGCGCUCCAGGCUCAGGCCGAGGCCAGCCCCUUCCAGUUUUGGGAACUGCUACUCACGACGAGGCCUGGCAUUGGCUGGAUCCACGGCUUGGCCUCCCCGACCGGUGUGGCACUACUGCUGCUACUGCUUCUCAUGUUUGCCUGCUCCAGCUCCUGCAUCAGAAGGAGCGGCCACUUUGAGGUGUUCUACUGGACCCAUCUGUCCUACCUUCCCAUGUGGAUUCUGCUCAUUCUGCAUGGGCCCAACUUCUGGAAGUGGCUGCUGGUUCCUGGCACCCUGUUCUUCCUAGAGAAGAUCAUCGGGCUAGCGGUGUCCCGCAUGGCAGCCCUGUGCAUCGUGGAAGUCAAUCUGCUUCCCUCCAAGGUCACCCAUCUCCUCAUCAAGAGGCCCCCUCUCUUCCACUACAGGCCGGGCGACUACUUGUACCUAAACAUCCCCACCAUCGCGCGCUACGAGUGGCACCCCUUCACCAUCAGCAGCGCUCCAGAGCAGAAAGACACCAUCUGGCUACACAUCCGGUCUGAAGGUCAAUGGACCAACAGGCUGUAUGAGUCCUUCAAGACAUCAUGCCCCAUGGACUGUGACCCCAAACCACUGUCAAGGAAUUUGAAGAUGAGGAGGAGCCAGAGGAGGCCGGAGAGUUUGGAGCACCAGGACAUCCAUUCGGGAACCUCGGUACAGGGAGCAGUGGCCUACAGCAAGGAUGUCACUGUGGAACUGACAUCCUACAGGCCCAAGGGAACUGCACAGCAGGGGGACCAAGGCCUAGUAUCCACGGCAGUGACAAAGAAAGGGGCUCAGGCACGGUGGAGAGCCAUAGCCGAGCCAGGCCAGGUCUCUGAGAAGUCCUCUGAGAACCACCUGUUUUGUAACAUCAAGUGCUACAUUGACGGCCCUUACGGAACCCCCACCCGCAGGAUCUUUGCCUCUGAGCACGCAGUGCUCAUUGGCGCGGGCAUUGGCAUCACCCCCUUUGCUUCCAUCCUGCAGAGCAUCAUGUACAGGCACCAGAAGAGGAAGAACAUUUGCCCCAGCUGCCAGCACUCCUGGAUGGAUAGCGCCCAGGAUGAGGACAUGAAGCUCCACAAGGUGGACUUCCUGUGGAUCAACCGAGACCAGAGAUCUUUCGAGUGGUUUGUGAGCCUGCUGACCAAACUGGAGAUGGACCAGGCCGAGAUAUCACAAGAGGGCCCCUUCCUGGAGCUGCAUAUGUACAUGACCUCUGCACUAGGCAAGAAUGACAUGAAGGCCAUUGGCCUGCAGAUGGCCCUCGACCUCCUGGCCAAGAAGGAGAAGAAGGACUCCAUCACGGGCCUCCAGACACGCACCCAGCCUGGGCGGCCUGACUGGAACAAGGUGUUCCAGAAAGUGGCUGCUGAAAAGAAGGGCAAGGUGCAGGUCUUCUUCUGUGGUUCCCCAGCUCUGGCCAAGGUGCUCAAGGGCCACUGUGAGCAGUUCGGCUUCAAGUUCUUCCAAGAGAACUUCUAGCCUCAUCUCUCCCAGUUCUCCCAAGCCCACAUUGCCGGCCAACUUGAUCCCAUCGCCCCAGUGCCCCACAGAGGCCAGCCUCAGGAGCCACCUGGUCCUGCUCCACACACACAGCAGGAGCACCCAGGCCAGGUGCACCUCCUUCAGGACCCUGGGGAAAAGCGGGUGGCCUGGGCCCUGUGCUGCUGUGCACUCUGGGGUUGCUGAGAAACUGAGGGGGGGGUGCUUCCCAGGCCACUGCUCCUCCGAAAAGUCCUCCGAGGGAGCCUUCCCCUACAACAGUGGUCCGCCACCUGCCAAAUCAUUCGGGAUUUUUAUCCCAACAUUUUAUUUUAUUUUUCCAUGCAUCCACGUAUCUUGUUUUUCUGAUGCAUUUCCAAGCCCGCUUUGCCCGUCUGAGGAGCGUCCUUUACGUGCACACUCCUGGGUCCCGCUCACAGCAAUUCUGAUUGUGAAGUUCUGGAGGCGAACCCCGGAAAAUGUAUUUUAUUCAAAACCCAUCCUCUUAGGAUGAGAUGAGCACCAGAUUUCCCACCUCUCUCUCUCUGUCACCAUCUCCCUAUCUGUGUCCCUUCCCACCCCGCAUCGCUCCCCCUGCCUCUCUCUGCCUCUCCCCUGCCUGCGUGUGUCCCCUGGUGUCCCUUCCCAGCUCCACGUGUUGGUUUCUCCCUUGUCCCCAUGCCCUGAGUCAUCAGAGGAACAGGUAGGAGACAGUCUGUGGCUGCGUCCACCUGAGGGGGACACAGGAGAGCCAUGCACCUGGAAACCUCGUUGCUUGAAGCUCAGCUGAGCCACACGGCUGUGGUGCAGCCCUGGAAACCUCUCCGCGACUGACUCUUCAUCUGAGAAAUGGCACUGGUGACAUCACCCGGUCACAGUUGUCAUGAGAGCAAAAUGGGACGUCGAUGCUCAGGACAUACAUCUUCCAUCCCCGCAUGGCUCUCUGUGUCUCUGCACCUCGUCCCUAGGCAGCCUUUGUCUCAUCUGUCACUGUGUGCUGGAGUACCUGGCAGGGACAGCGAAAGCCCAA
Nyctereutes procyonoides (raccoon dog) is the source of this 3524-nucleotide messenger RNA. RefSeq names its product NADPH oxidase 5 (gene NOX5). Gene Ontology annotation, molecular function: calcium ion binding; superoxide-generating NAD(P)H oxidase activity. The transcript has 17 exons. Gene Ontology annotation, cellular component: NADPH oxidase complex; plasma membrane. Gene Ontology annotation, biological process: defense response; superoxide anion generation. The coding region runs from base 71 to 2494 and encodes 807 amino acids. The record is from RefSeq and is a predicted model, not a curated record. NCBI's taxonomy places the organism in Eukaryota, Metazoa, Chordata, Mammalia, Carnivora, Canidae.